Messenger RNA from Sinocyclocheilus grahami, 674 nucleotides. Its product is annotated as coiled-coil domain-containing protein 149-B-like. The transcript is spliced from 2 exons. The record is from RefSeq and is a predicted model, not a curated record. The annotation marks the transcript as partial. NCBI's taxonomy places the organism in Eukaryota, Metazoa, Chordata, Actinopteri, Cypriniformes, Cyprinidae.
AAGUGUCAACGCUUUCCAGCAGGAGAUGAGGAGAUUGUUACUGGUGAAGAGGUGACCGAGGACACUGGACUCAGUACAGAUUUCAGCCCAGAUGAGUGUCAAGCCGUGGCAGUCGAGCUGAACCACGAGAGUGAUUAUUUCAACCACACAUAUUCAGUCUCACAAACUCCACAAUUCAGUAAUCCAGCAGAACGUAUCCAGCCUGUGGAGAGCACACAGAGUAAAACCCUUGCUUGUUGUGACUCUGAGACGCCUGUGUGUCCUCCUGAGAGGGGAUCAGAACAGCAUAAUGAAGAUCUCUCGAGCCGUGGAUGUCAGUCUUUGAACACAGAAGCAUCUUUGAAAGGUUCGGAGGAAGAGGCUGAUGUGGAGAAGGAAGGUCCUGUUGUUCAUUCUGAGGAGGACUUUGAUAGUCAAGGUGCAUUAGAGGACAGUCGGCCUGUGGCAUCAGAGACCUUUAGCGGUUCUGACUGUAUUUCUGGAUCUGAGUCAAAUACACCGGAACAGCAAACAGAGCGAUCGGUCGAAGAAGAAACAGAGAAUGCUUCCCUAAACACAAGUUCUCCUGCUCAAACCUCAUCACACCAGGAAUGAACCUUCAUGAUGUUAAAAACUGAGAGAAAUUCAUAAAAACAACCUCCAUUCAUUUAAAGCCCCAUCAGUUUUUAACUUCA